GUGGAGUUUAGGGGCAAGAUGGCGCCUACUGCGGUGGGGGCCGCGUCCGGGGAGCGGGGUCUCAAGAGCCUGGUGUGGCAGAAGCUAAAAUUAUCAGUAUUUGAUGAUUGUAGGAAGGAAGAAGAAUGGAAGUUAAUUAUUUUAGACGACUUUACCACUAAACUACUGUCGUCAUGUGGCAAAAUGACUGAUUUACUGGCAGAAGGCAUCACUGCUGUGGAGAAUGUUUAUAAAAACCGUGAGCCUGUCCCGCACAUGAAGGCAAUUUAUUUCAUCACUCCAACAAAGAAGUCUGUAGAUGGGCUUAUAAAUGACUUUGUAAGUAAAGCAUCCAGCAAGUACAAAGCAGCAUAUGUCUACUUCACUGACUUUUGCCCUGACAUUCUCUUUAAUAAAAUGAAGUCCUCCUGCUCAAGGGCUAUAAGAAGGUGCAAAGAAAUAAAUAUUUCCUUCUUUCCAUAUGAAUCUCAGGUAUUUACUCUCGAUGUCCCAGAUGCAUUCUUCUGCUGUUACAGUCCAACUGUGGAAAAGGCAAAUGGUAAAGAUGCCAUCAUGGAAGCAAUGGCUGAACAAAUUGUUACAUUAUGUGCAACUUUAGAGGAAAACCCAGGAGUAAGAUAUAAAAGCAAGCCAUUGGAUAAUGCCAGCAAACUUGCAGAGCUAGUUGAAAAUAAGCUUGAAAACUACUAUAAAAUUGAUGAGAAAAGCCAAAUAAAGGGUAAAACCCACUCCCAGCUGUUAAUAAUUGAUCGUGGCUUUGACCCUGUGUCCACUGUACUCCAUGAACUUACCUUCCAAGCAAUGGCAUAUGAUCUGCUACCAAUUGAAAAUGAUACAUACAAAUAUAAAACAGAUGGUCCCAGUGGAAAGGAAAGGGAGGCAAUUCUGGAGGAGGAGGAUGAGCUCUGGGUGAAAAUUCGGCACAAGCAUAUUGCAGAUGUGUUAGAGGAAAUUCCAAAACUUUUGAAAGAAGUUUCAUCAAAGAGAAAAGCAACAGAAGGAAAAUUAUCACUAAGUAAUCUGGCCCAGCUAAUGAAAAAGAUGCCACACUUCCGUAAACAGAUUACCAAGCAAGUAGUCCAUCUUAACAUAGCAGAAGAUUGCAUGAGUAAGUUUAAAUCCAGUAUAGAAAAGCUGUGCAAAACUGAACAGGAUUUAGCUCUUGGAACUGAUGCAGAGGGCCAAAAAGUGAAAGACGCAAUGAGAGUCCUUCUUCCAGUUCUACUCAACAAAAACCAUGACUCUUAUGAUAAAAUAAGAGCUAUACUCCUUUAUAUCUUCAGCACAAAUGGAACUACACAAGAGAAUUUGGACAAACUGAUCCAGAAUGUACAAAUAGAAAGUGAUAGCGACAUGAUAAAAAAUUGGAAAUACCUUGGUGUACCUGUUGUGGUCUCGUCUGCUUCUCAGCAACGUAGACAAUCAAGGAAGGACCGCUCUUCAGAAGAAACAUUUCAGCUUUCUAGAUGGACACCUGUUAUCAAAGAUGUUAUGGAGGAUGCUAUAGAAAACAAACUAGAUUCAAAAGAAUGGCCUUACUGUUCCCAGUGCCCUGCAUCCUGGAAUGGUUCAGGGGCAGUAAGUGCUCGCCAGAAGUCCAAGACUAGUUACCUGGAUGACCGAAAGAGUGGUUCAAAGCUGAUAGUUUUUGUAAUUGGAGGCAUCACAUACUCUGAGAUACGCAGUGCUUAUGAAGUUUCUCAAGCCUACAAAUCUUGUGAAGUUAUUAUUGGUUCCACUCAUAUUUUGACACCCAGAAGACUGCUGAAUGAUGUAAAGAUGCUUAAUAAACCAAAGGAUACAGUUUGCAUUAAGAAUGAAGAGAAGUUGUAAUGUUCAAGCAGUACUAUUUCAGUAGUGAUUAAAAAUGCAUUAAGAGAUCACAUAAUAUAAAUAGCAUGUAAAUAUUUGUAUGGAAUUAACUUUUCCAGUGAUGUAUUUGGGAAAGUACACACCCUCAACUAAUGGAGUAUCAUUUUAUAAUUUAAA
Messenger RNA from Terrapene triunguis (Three-toed box turtle), 1989 nucleotides. Its product is annotated as syntaxin-binding protein 3. Gene Ontology annotation, molecular function: syntaxin binding. Gene Ontology annotation, biological process: vesicle-mediated transport; intracellular protein transport; neurotransmitter secretion. Gene Ontology annotation, cellular component: plasma membrane; secretory granule. Lineage: Eukaryota; Metazoa; Chordata; Testudines; Emydidae. Bases 19 to 1833 code for a protein of 604 amino acids. The transcript is spliced from 19 exons. The record is from RefSeq and is a predicted model, not a curated record.